This is a messenger RNA of Maylandia zebra (zebra mbuna), 6489 nucleotides long. RefSeq names its product MLLT10 histone lysine methyltransferase DOT1L cofactor (gene mllt10). Gene Ontology annotation, biological process: regulation of transcription by RNA polymerase II. Lineage: Eukaryota; Metazoa; Chordata; Actinopteri; Cichliformes; Cichlidae. The record is from RefSeq and is a predicted model, not a curated record. Gene Ontology annotation, molecular function: nucleosome binding; histone binding. Gene Ontology annotation, cellular component: nucleus.
ACUCUGUCAGUUUGCUCAUUGAUUAAUAAAUCAGUUUUGAUGACCUGAAGGCUCACAAUGCUCACCAAUGUAAAGACGAGUGAAAAUACUCGUAACUUUUUUUCUGGACUCAAGAGCAAGAGAGAGGAAAAAGGAUGAUAUAUUUUAUGGGAAUGUGAUGAUAUAAAGCAGAGAAAAACAGUAAACUGGCUCAUUUAAGAAUCUUAACCCAGAUGAUUGUUUUUGUUUUGCUUUUAGAUGACAUAACUGAGUAUUAUAGUGUGUAAUAUAGUGUACAAUAAUACGAUCUACUUCAGUGAGUUAUUUAAUGGGUUAUCAUAGAUUUAUCUGAAAUCGCUAAUUUAUUUAGUGUUUUCUAAAUGUGUUUAUUAUGUAAAUAAAGAUUUCUCACCAAACUACAUAAAGAGCAGCUUUCCACAGGACAGAUUUAAGUCAUCUUAGAGUUCAAACAAAAUUAACUUAUUUUACACACUGGGAGCGCUGGGGUUUUGUUUUAUUUUUUUUUAAUUUGCCCCCCUCAUAAAGUGAACUGCUUUGGACCGUCUCGCUUUUCUCUCUGCUCCAAACUUUGAAACCAUGUGGAACCAAAAUGGUAAGUUUGCUGCCGGCGAUUCUCUUUUCACUUCCUGUCGGUAGGUACGCACACACGCGCGCCUUGCGUCAUUACGCACUUCCCCUCCUCUAUGAAGUUCCCCCUCUUCUCACCGUCGCGCCGUGACGGGGAUGUUUUGGUGAAAGAAAAUACAGCGUCAAAAGGGGACGUAAACACGUUUAAAACAUGACAUUAAGGCCCAGCGGGACCUAAAGUGGCGUCGUAGGGGAGCGAGAAGGCGUCUUCGGCGAAGCUUUGGGUCCGCCUUUAUGUAUUCCUCCGCAUGUCCGCUUUCUUCGUAGAUGGUGUCCGGCGAGCGUUGUCUGGCGGCGGACGACGAGUUCUUGACGAGUAACAUGAAGGAAAUGAUUGGAGGGUGCUGUGUGUGUUCAGACGAGCGAGGCUGGGCGGAAAACCCGCUGGUGUACUGCGACGGACACGGCUGCAACGUCGCCGUGCAUCAAGCCUGCUAUGGCAUUGUGCAGGUGCCCACUGGUCCUUGGUUUUGCAGAAAGUGUGAAUCUCAGGAGCGAGCAGCCCGCGUGAGGUGCGAGCUCUGUCCCCACAAAGAUGGAGCGCUCAAGAGGACGGACAACGGAGGCUGGGCCCAUGUGGUUUGUGCCCUUUACAUACCUGAGGUGGAGUUUGCUAAUGUGUCAACUAUGGAGCCCAUAGUACUCCAGUCUGUGCCACAUGAGCGCUACAAUAAGACAUGUUAUAUCUGUGAGGACCAGGGGAGAGAGAGUAAAGCAGCCACUGGAGCCUGUAUGACCUGCAACAAACAUGGCUGCAGACAGGCCUUCCAUGUCACAUGUGCCCAGUUUGCAGGAUUGUUAUGUGAGGAACAGGGAUCAGAUGCAGACAAUGUCAAAUACUGUGGAUAUUGCAAAUACCAUCACAGCAAAUUGCGAAGGAGCAGGGGCCGGGGUAGUAGGUCUCAAAGCUUAAGUGACUCUUCCACUCAGUGUAUGGAUAGACCCCCAGACACGGACAAGAAGAAACAUAAGGAGCGAGACCGGCACAAACCGAAACACAAGAAAACCUCCAUGGACAUGUCCCCCUCCCUCAUCCUUCCGAACAUCAUGGUCCCAGAGAAGACCUAUAACAGUGGCAAUUCAGGGGGAGGUGUCUCCUCUCUGCAAGCGUCUUCGCAGAAGCGAUUAGAUGACAGCGCAGCACGUUUUACCAACGCCAACUUUCAGGAAGUGUCGUCUGCUCACUCUGGCAGCAGUUCCAAGGACGCCUUGGCUGCAGACAGCGUCAAGGCUGCGACUGAGGUGAAGAACAAGAAGAACAGCGGUGGAGGUCACACGGUGGGACCGAGGGGCGGCCGCAAGUCUCUCACCUCCUCAGGGAAACCCCUCCCCUCUGCUGUGGUCACCAUGGCAACUUCCUCUACAUCUGCCUCAGCUUCAACUGGGCCUUUCCAUCAAGGCCUCCUGUUGACCAGUGCCAGCAAGACCCCCUCUGCCGCUUCCUCCUCAGACUUCCUAAGUUUCACAGAUUCAUCGUUGCGUCCCGGUGGUGGAAGUACCUUCUCCUCCCCACCGUCUUUCAGCAGCUGCCUUGUGAAGCCAGGCUCAGAGGGUGGAGCUUCAGAGGGAACUACAACUCUCUUUGGUUCUCUUAUGUCUGCAACCACAGCUUCAGCAGUGGGUGGAAAGCUGUAUGAGAAUUCCCACAGUCACACAGUGAGUGAGACAACAAGCCUCGUUGGGUCCACUGGCUACAAACGGCCUCAGCCCUCGAGCUCAGGACUGGGGAUCAGCGGAGCAGCCGCAGGAGGAGGGGAAGAUGGGGUAAAGAAGAAAAAGAAGGGCAACUGGCGAAACAGAUUUGGACCUUGCUUUACCACAGACGUGAAGCCUUCUGAGCCCGCACCCUCCCUAACUCUCCCCACCACCUCCACCGCCAACACCACCUCCUCCUCCACCGCCUCGCCUUCCUCCUCUUCGUCCUCAACGCUCUCAGGUCGCCCAUGCUUAGUUUCCAGCAGUGGAUUAGGGGUUGGGGUAGGAGGAGGAUCAGGAGGUGGAGAGAGGGGGCUGGGGGUCAUGGGCGUGAGCGGUGGGAUUCAAAAGUCGCCGUCACUCCUCAGGAAUGGGAGUCUGCAAAGCAACAGCAGCUCUACAACCACUGGGUCAGGUGUUUUCUCUGUUGCCGAUGGGUCCUCAUCGGGGACGGGAGCCGUCACCAUGGGCGGAGCCAACUCGGAGUUGUCACAGCAACAGCAGCCCACACCUUCUCUAGCCCCUCCCUCUCCAUUCACUGCCACAGCGCCGCUAAACAGCACGGCAUCAACACACGUGAGCGCUCUCCCAGGCUCUGUCUUCAACCUGGCCCCCCCCCACAUGUUUGGCAACAGGCUGAACCCCAACUCGACCAUGGCGGCGCUCAUCGCACAGUCCGAAGCCUCACCGGCAGAUCAGGAGGCGGGAGACGGCAGCAACAGCGGCGGCGGUUGUGUCGGAGCUCAGGGCUUCUCCAUAAGAGCUUCUCCCAAGACCACCCCGCGCUCUCCGAUUGGUGGCCUGCAGAUCCGCUAUGACUCUUCUGGGUCGUUGCCGGGGCCGGGGCAGGGGUUGCUAGGGGCGGGAGGAGGUGGGGAGACGUUGCCCCCAGUGGCCACCAGCAUUGAGCAGCUCCUGGAGAGGCAGUGGAACGAAGGGCAGAGCUUCCUGCUGCAGCAGGGAGCACAAGGAGACGUGGUGAGCAUGUUGAAGUCUCUGCACCAGCUCCAGGAGGAGAACAGGAGGCUGGAGGAGCAGAUAAAAACUCUGACCAUGAAGAAAGAGAGACUGCAGCUUCUCAGCGCACAGCUAUCAGUGCCUUUCACACCUGCCACGGCCUCCUCGGAUGUGAAGGGAGCCCAGCCGGGAGCAGCUGACUCAUCUUUACCUGUGGCGACUCAGGAUAGUGCAUCUUGUGGUGGUCACAGCAGUAGUGGCUCCACCUCCUCCCUCUCCACACCUCCCUCGGUGUCCCAGAGUCCACCUCAGCCACAGCUCAAUGGGGUCGCCUCCGUAGGGGUGACCCCGGCUGGGUUGGGCGGCGUGGCGGGGCUAAUGGGGGCUCUGGGCGCAGGGAGUGCGCUGGGCAUGGGUGGAAUCGUCGGGGCUCUGAACGGCGUGAUCCAGACGCCGGCCGGCACCUCCAGCCCUCACACACACACUACAGGAGCAGCUACAGGCGUCACUUUGCCCGUCAAUAACAACAGCUCAGCAACUAGUAAGACCAGCGCGACGCGAAUUGGCCUGCUGUCUGAGCAGCAGAGAUUGCUCCUGCAGCAGCAUCAGCUCCACCAGCUGCUGUCCUCACAGCCUUCAGUGGAGCAGCAGCAGGUGUUGCUCUACCAACUGAUGCAGCAGCAGGACCUCCAGCAGCUGCAGUCCCUCUCCUCCUCUGCCCAGAUUCCCUCCAUUCCACUCUCUUCCGCUCAGCUGCCCAUCAACAACUUGCUGCCCGGCGCCCAGAGCCAGGGCCAAGGCACCAUCACCGCCAACCCCUUCCUGGCGCUGCAGCACGCACACGCCGACACGCAUGGCUCAGGGGCGCAGAAGCCCCGGCUAGCCGAAAAAGCCGUUGGCGUCGGAGGGCAAGAGAAGACGUGACGGCAUAUGUUCUUUUUGUUUCCUUUUUUUCUUUUUAUUGUUUUGUUUUUUUGUUUUACAUAUAUAUAAAUAUAAAUAUAUAUAUAUACAUGCGCAGAGUUUUUUGGGAUCAGUCUGUUGGUCAACUUUGUAGGUUAGUGAUGAGAACAUCUGCAGGAGAGCAAAAUGUGUUCAUGUUAGAUAUUUGUUUCCAGCAGUGUGUUAAAGCAUAACACACACACUCUCUCUGUGUGGAGUUAUACAGAAGACUGUCUGUAGUUUAGGUUCUGAUCUCGACACCACGUUUUGUGUCAUUUUGUAUUAUUUAUUUGAUUUAACGACUUUUUAGCUGCUUUGAGUCCUUAUUUUGAUUGCUUUGUCUACUUAAAGAUUUUUUUAGUUAUUUAAUACUGCUGGUAGUAACUGAACGUGUGUUACUGUCAGUACGUAGCACCAGCGGACAUGGUGUGUUUAGUCUCUUCUCUCAACAGUUCAGUUGACUGACAGGUUCCCAGAAACUCUUUUUAUUUCUUCGGUGUUUCCUACUCCAAAUCUUGUUCCAGGUUUUGUUUUGGGGUUUUUUUUUUUCCUCUCUCAUAUUUUUUUUUUUUUAAAUUAAUGUUUUUGUAAUGGUCUGGUCUCUCUGCUGUUUCACUCUCUCAGGGGCUUCAGCCAAACCAGCAGUUGUGCUGCAGCGCACAAGCUGGCACACACACAGAACUACAAACAUUUGAAAAAAAAAGAAAAGAAAAUGGCAGCAAUAUUAUGAUUAGGACAACAGUACAAUUCCCUGUUAUAGGACUUACCAGUCAUAGAUGUGUGAUUGACAUCUGUCUCGCAGCAGUCCUGGAGGGACUAUUAAAUGAGGAAAUGUCCCACACGUCCUCAGUGCUGCCUUCUCUCCCCGUGUCUCCUUCCCGCAGUUUGCGUACAUCCAUUAAUGUCCGUGAGCCAAGCCUCGUAUGGUCACCACAGAAGCCUUGCUUUUGACUGUCUCUUCUCUGGGCCAGAUACAGGAGGAUCAUUCGGGGAAAAGAAAUGUAAAAGAGGAGAAAAAAAGAUUAUUCAAAAAAGUACGUUGAAUGUUCACAAAGAUGCUUAAAUCCACGUCACACAUCCACUUUCAGAGAUAAACCACGCAGUUGGUUAUCAGCAAGUGGAAGUGAUUGCAUUUCAUCUUCCCGAUUGAGCCUCCUGCUGCACCUACCUCUCGAGCAGGACCAGCCUAUCAGGACCUAAAAGGCCGACAGCAGCGGCCACUUAUAAACCCACAACAGUCAGGACUGGCCAAUCAGGGUCCAAACCCAAGUGCCUGAGGCCAAAAGAGGAAAGUGGGAUUUUGUUUUUUUUUUAAAAAGCAAACAAAUAUAUAUAUAUAUUAAAAAACACUUGGUCACUCUACCCAAUUUUUCACAGUGCUACUGGUAAUGAAGCUGCGUUGCUAAGGCAACAGAUUACAAAAACUCUUGGUCCUUCAGGCUGGACGUCUCUUUAACAAAACUAGGAACUUUUAUUCUGCUGCAUUCUCUAAUAUCAAAGCCAACUUUGUGUUGUGCUUUCUAUUUAUCUGGAGGUUUUGUGUAAUGGGCAUAAGAUGAUAUAUUUUAAAAGCCCGCUUGUUUUUGCAAUUUAGCAUCAUUUUGUACUACUGUGUAAAGUUUUUUUUUUUUCCUUUUGUUCCUCUGUUCAGUCUAAUCUUGCUGUAAACCCUUUUAAUGAUUUCUAUUUUUGUCAUGUGUUUAAAGCUAGGAGCUACUUAUUAGCUGGCUGAUUUGGGAGGGGUUGUGGUUGUAUAUAGGUGUUUGUAGGGGAGGAGGAAGUGUGUCAGGGGGGGCACUUGGUGGCACAGUUUUUACCUCGUUAAGUGUACAUAAAUCUUUCUCAUUGGCCGUUGGUUGUACAUAAGUGAUUAUGAUUGGUCGUGCUGGUGUGAAGGAAAGCCAAUGAAGCCUCAGUUCAUGUGUGUGAAUCUUUAGGACCAGACAAUAAGGUUGACAGUGACUGGACACAAAAGUAUUAAUUUAUUUUUAUAUGUGCAGGGACAUUGUGUUUCUUUUUUUUCUUUUUUUCUUUUUUUUAAUGUUUUGCACCAUUUUCUUGAUGGAAAGUCAUUUUAUACUCUGGGCACCAUAUUUUCAUCUGUGCACACAUUUUGUUGGAUAAAUUUUCUAAGAGUGUAAAAAAAUUGGUGGGGGAUUGACAAUGUAUUUAAAAAAAAAAAAAAAGAAAAUUAAAGAAACACUCUGGUUAAGUAAGAGCAGCGUUUGGUGUUUGUAUCAAAGUAUCAGUAAAAAAAUCACAAAAUCA